GUGGUAUGCAUGGAGAAUUAUCAUGCAGGAUCACUGGUGCAUGAGUCCGUGGUACUGGUUAUUACCAGUAGGCCUACCUACGGCAAUGGUGAACCACCAGAAAAUGGAAAAGUAAAUAUAAAACAUUAACCUUUUUAUGUUGUAGGUCUCAUCCUUUGAGACUACCAUGUAAUCAAAAAAUUUAGAUUAAUUUUUAACAUUAAAGAUUAAUUUAAGUGUAAAGUUUAUUUACAGGAAUCAUAAAAGUAAUCAAAACACUGAGAUUUGGGUAUUAUGUCAUAAUUAUGUCUCUUUUGAAAAAAAAUUUAUGUACAGUGCGGUGAGCCUAGCCCUAGGCUGGGGUACCGCGCUAUAUAAGACGUCUUAUUAUUAUUUAUUCUUUACUUGUAAAUAUUGAAAAUUAUAUUUAAAAUGUUAACUGCUUUUUAGAAUACAUUUUAUAGAAAUGUUUUAAAAAGUUUACAUUAUAAUUUUUUUUUAAAUAUCAAACAUUGGGUCAUAAUCAAAUUUUUGUCUUUUAGAGUUUUGCUGCUAGUUUGUUGCACUUAAAAAGAAAAAACAACCUGGUAAAUGGGUGAGUAGAACUAGGCAAUGGUAUUGUAUAGCGUGGUAAUUAUAUUUGUUUACUUUUUAAUAGAAACACUUUGAUUCUGGAUGUUAACAAAAUUAAAUACCGGGUACAUGUUGCAAGUAUCAAUACUUUUAACUAAUUAUUUAUGGAAAUGGUAAUAAAAAUAACUAAAAAAAUUAAAAUUGUUUGUUUGCUAUAGGAAGGUAACAGAUUCAGGUCUGUCCCUGGCAACAUGCAUUAAGAGGAGCAUUUUCCCUGAACAGAAAAUUUCAUUAGCUACUAAUGUAGACAAGCCAAGAAACUCACUGGCAAUGGCAACAGGACCACUUGGCAAUAUCAGGUAAUAAACAAAUUAUACUAACAUUGUCAAGAUUUAAAAUUUUAACUAGUUUGGUGGAAAAAAGGGGUCAUGAUAUAAUUUAUGUUGGCCCACUGCAACCAAGCUGAUUUUGAAAGAUUAACAUGUGAUAAGCUUUAUAUAAAAGAAAAAAAAGCAGACAUUGUGACGGAGACUUUUGCCAGAUGUUAAAAUGGAGACAUGGAGACUUUUGACAGAUGUUAAAUGGAGACAUAACAGUCAUUAAACAAGACAAAUUUAAAUUGUAGAAUUUAUUUUAAUCCAAUUUUUAUACAGGUUUGCAGUUUUUUCACUGGGAUCCAAUGCUUACCCACAUUUUGCUAUCUUUGGAAAGUACAUAGAUAAAAUAUUCAAAGAACUGGGAGCAGAAAUGUUGGUUGAAUAUUGCACAGGCGACGCUUUAUAUGGCCAGGAGCAGAGCUUCAGGACCUGGUCUGAGGAAGUAUAUAGAGUUAGUGCAUGCUUGUUUUCAUAUUAUGUCUUUACAGAAUUUUCAUAUUCAAUAAUUUAUAUGUCUAAUAUUCUGGUAGUGAAUAUUUGGGCGUUGUCAAGGGUGUAUGAUUAUCGCGACUGUUGAGUUGGCGUGAAAUACUUGCCACACAACAGGCUAGUUUGAUUCAAUCAACAAUAAGCUUCAAGGUACAUUUGUCAUUUAUUUAUGGCAGUAUUACAAGAGCAAUCCGUUUCACAGUUAAAUUGCAACAUGUAUCCAAAUGUAUGGGCAAUAUUCCAAUCAACAAAACAUAUAUCACCACACAUCAAUCUCACUCUGCAACUCAAAGAUCCAAGUUGCCUGGAUCUCAGUGACAUAAUACUCGGUGAACGUAAGACUGUGACUCAUGUGAACUCAAGACUCUACGUAGCUAUCACCCAGAUCCUCUAUAUAUAUCCCUCUCGAUCCUCGUCAACAAUGGAUUGCACACCUCGAUCACUCAACAUUGUCCAACAUUGUGACUUGAUAGUUCACAUUCACUCACAAGACCCACAAUUAAACACCCAUGCUAAUUUCAUGAACUAGACAAUGUCAACCUUGUUAAAUACUUUGUAAGUAAUCUUUUAUGUGUACAUUUAAAUUUUAACUAAACUAUUUAGAACUGUAAGAAUUUCUCUAUUAUAACCAUUAUUUUAAAAAAAAAAUUCAAUUUUUUGCCAUAGGCUGCAUUUGAUGCUUUCUGCCUCGAAAAUGUUGAUAUAAAGGAGGCAAUAGGACCCCGAAACAUGGGUGAUCAUAGCUGGUCACUUGACAAAGUUAGGAUUGUGCUUGUGGACAAUGGCAAAGAACAAGAUUUAAGCCAUGGUAUUUAGCUUAAAUUGGCUUAUAGCAUAUUGUCUAAAUGGUGUAAAGAUGUUUAUUUUGUGUCCUCAUUAGAAUUGGGAAAAUUGCUUAAAACAUUGUUAAUUGCAAAGUUACUCAAAUCAUUUUUAAAAUUUGUAUUCAAUAUCUGUCUCUUAUAUCAAUUGAGAAAUACAAAAUAUUUAUUUACAUCAAUAAAAUGUGUUUUCCAUAUAGCUCAAUCAAUUUUUACUUCAGUAUUAUCCGAAAUUCAUGGCAAGAAAGUAGAGCCCUUCAUUUUGAGUGAAAGAACCCAGCUACAGGCCCAAGAUUCAAAGUAAAGAAUAUUUUCUAUUUAACUUUUUAAAAUUUAAAAGACAAAAAGGUAUUUAUCAAUGUAUUUAUCUUAUCUGUACAUCCAAAAUUAGGUAGAGCUAAAUCAAAGUUAUCUGAAUAGAAUUUUUUUUAAAUUUUAUAGAUGGUAAAUCAAAACAAACCUGAUAUUCAAAGGAGGGCUUGAGCUUAUAAAGGAAAAGUUCUUGGUGAAAAAUGUCC
This is a messenger RNA of Lymnaea stagnalis (great pond snail), 2757 nucleotides long. The record is from the annotation of a GenBank genome assembly. Lineage: Eukaryota; Metazoa; Mollusca; Gastropoda; Lymnaeidae.